CGGGCCCCCCACCGAGGGGGUGCUCGGCGGCGUGGCUUGGGACGGGGAUGGCGCUCGGCAUGGACGGGACUGGCGGCGGCGGAGGAGGCGUAGCGCGGGGAUGCGUAUGGCGGCGGUAUCGGCAGGAUCGACGGAUUCGCACGUAAGGGAGGGGGGAGCGAGGCUGAGGGAAGGUUGCGGCAUUUGCGAUUGACGCGAGGCUGAGGGUGUGUAAGGUCGUGAUCAUACUUUUAAUCUGGGCCGUUAAAUCUGUAGGAUAUGUGCUGUGAGUCGUUGAUAUUGUAAGUGGGAUUUGUCUGGAGAAGAUUUUAAUUAUAGUAGAGAUGAUGGGUGAUAUCACCCCAAACCAAACAGGGCCUUACUUAUAUUGAUUGACAGGUUAUUAGCUUCCAUGUUUAGGAUUAGGAGGAACAGCUUGCCGCACAUAUUUGAUUCCAUUAACAAUUAUUACCACAAUUGAUUACCGUAAUUGUAUCCUAUCUUGGGCUAUAAAAAUGCAUUGCAAAUCACACUCUAUACUUGUCCACCAAAUUCAUCGGUUGCGUGUAAUUUCCACACACACCAGAUCCAACUCCAAUCCAAUCCAAGAAGAGAAAACACGCACACCAUGGCCACUCCUCCAUCCGUGCUCCGCUUCGUAGCCGUCCUGCUCGUCACCGUCUCCCUCCGAUCCACCGCCACCGCCGCCCGCCACGAGAAGACCACCCACCUGCACUUCUUCCUCCACGACACGCUGAGCGGGAAGGACCCGAGCGCGGUGCUGAUCGGCCGCGCCGCCGGGCGCGACCCGAGGCCCUACGUCCCGGUGCCCUUCAGCUCCCUGUACGCCGCCGACGACCUGCUCACCGAGGGCCCCUCGCCGCAGUCCAAGGUGGUGGGCAACGCGCAGGGGCUGUGGGUCUCGUCCGGCAGGGGCAAGCUGUCACUCGUCCUCGGCAUGGACUUCGAGCUCACCGACGGCCCCUUCAACGGCAGCGCCUUCGUCGUGUACUCGCGGAACACCGUGACGCGUCCCGUCGGCAGGGAGCUCGCCAUCGUCGGCGGCCGCGGCGCGUUCCGGCUGGCCCGUGGCUACGCCCUGCUCCGCACGCAUUUCCUCGACAACAACAAUGGCGACGCCAUCAUAGAGUACAACGUCACCCUCGUCCACCCUUGAUCGAUCGAGUUCCUUCCCCGCGCAUGCAUGCUUGCGCGUUCAGUGCAUGUCCUCUCGUUGUAGCUGUAGCACAAUAACUUAUACACAUGUACAGAGAACACUAUCAUGGAAUGGAACUCGAGAGAGAUGUGCUUUGUUUGUCACAUCACAUUGCAUACGUGGAGAUGGAGUAGUCGUUUAUUGCAUGCAGAUAUUGAUGCAGCAAAGACAGUACAGCAGAGGCUAGCUUAUUCUUCUAGGGACGAAGAGAGGCGCGUCAAUGGCGGACCGUGUCCAUUUCAUGAUCAGAUCAUGCAUUGCACACGCCUCUCCAUGUCGCACACGAGCA
Messenger RNA from Sorghum bicolor (sorghum), 1484 nucleotides. RefSeq names its product dirigent protein 4. Bases 608 to 1156 code for a protein of 182 amino acids. The record is from RefSeq and is a predicted model, not a curated record. The transcript has a single exon. Lineage: Eukaryota; Viridiplantae; Streptophyta; Magnoliopsida; Poales; Poaceae.